GGGCCCCGCCCCGGGCAGGCCCCGCCCCGCGCCCCGGGCAGCGCGGCCCGCCCUCACCGCGCCGCCCCCCCAGCUCUUGCCUGCUCGCUAACGCUACCUGUCCCGGGAGAGCUCGCGCGGGGCCGGGGAGCGGACCCACAGACUAAAAGUGAAACUUGAGAAGGGCCGGGGCGGCUGCUGACCGGAGCCCUUCCCCCUCCGGCCUCCCUGCCGUCGCCACCCGCUCCCGAGAGCUGGAGGCCGACGUCAGGGGUCGGGAUUCCUGACUUGACCUGCACGCGUCUGUCCAGAUAUCUUCUGAGAAACAAAUCUAGGGGACAAGGUGAAAGAAGUAAUGGCCAGUUCUCAGGAGCUGCUGACCUUCAGGGAUGUGGCGAUAGAAUUCUCUCAGGAGGAGUGGGGUUUCCUGAACCACAGUCAGCGGGAUCUGUACAGGGAUGUGAUGUUGGAGAACUAUGGACACCUUCUCCUCUUGGGUCUUGUGUCAAAACCAGACCUGGUCAACUUUUUGGAGCAAAAGAAGGAGACUUGGGAUGUGAAUGGAAAGGGGACAGUAGCCACACAGCCAGCUGUAUCUUCACAUGGCACCUUGAGCUUCCAGCUAAAGUCAUGCAUAGAAGCAUCUUUUCAAAACAAGUCAAUGGAGGCAUAUAAACACAGUACACUUGAGAAUUUACACUUAACGACAGAUGGGGACAAUGAUGGUGAAAGUGAAGGGCAUCAAGGAUAUCAUGGAGGACAUAUCCAAACUGAGACAAGUGCCCAUAAUAAGAAUCUCACUGCCCCAAAUGGUGAAGAAUAUAAAGCAUUUUGGAAACACUUCCUUUUUAAGUCCAGUACUUCAGCAGCGCAGUGUGUUUCUGUAAGCAAUAGCUCAAAUCAAGUAUUCAAACAUACAGAUUUAUGGAAUGAAAAUUUGGAAACUGUGGAAAAUUACCUAGUCCAUGCUGAAAAUAAUUAUCUGAACUAUUUUGAAAAUAGGAUUGCAUUGACCUUUCAGUCUAAUAUUUCUGAAAGUCGGAGAUUUAAAAAUGAAGAAAAAAGUGCUAAGUUGCAUAAAUUUCAGAGGUCCUUUACUGAGCAGUCAACCCCACAAACUUACGAGAGCAUUUAUAAUGAAGACACAAUUUCUAAAUGCAGUCAAUCUGAGAAAAUAUUUAGCCAUACCUCAAAUGUUAACAAAUGUCUGAGGAGUCAUUUUUCAGAGAAGCAUUUUGAAUAUAAUAAAUGUUGGGAAGACUUUUAUCAAAGCUCAAAACUAAUUACAUAUAAUAAGAGUAAGCAUAUGGGAGAGAAUUCUUAUAAAUAUAAUGAAUAUGGGAAAGCUCAUAACCAGUUCUCCAGUGUUGGUAAUCAUCAGAGGACUGAUGUGGGAAAAAACACAUACAGAUGUCAUAAACCUGGGAACAUGUUUAGUCACUCAUCAAGACUAACUAUACAUAAGACAAUUGAAACUAGAGAGAAUAGGUAUGUUUGUAAGGAAUGUGGCAAAACUUUUGACUCACACUCAAAACCAACUCAACGUCAACAAAUCCAUACUGGAGAGAAACCUUACAAAUGUGAAGAAUGUGGUAAAGCCUUUAAGGACGGCUCGUCACUAAAUGGACAUAGGCGAAUCCAUACUGGAGAGAAACAUUACAAAUGUAAAGAAUGUGGCAAGGCCUUUACCCAUCGCUCAAGCCUUACUCAACAUCACAGAAUUCAUACUGGAGAGAAACCAUACAUAUGUAAAGAAUGUGGUAAGGCCUUUAACCAGUACUCAAAAGUUAUUCAACAUCACAGAAUUCAUACUGGAGAAAAACCUUACCAAUGUAAAAAAUGUGGCAAGGCCUUUAACUUGCACUCAAACCUUACUCAACAUCACAGAAUCCAUACUGGAGAGAAACCUUACCAAUGUAAAGAAUGUGGCAAGGCCUUUAACCAGCACUCACACCUUACUCAACAUCACAGAAUUCAUACUGGAGAGAAACCUUACAAAUGUAAAGAAUGUGGCAAAGCCUUUAAGAGGCACUCAAACCUUAUUCAACAUCACAGAAUCCAUACUGGAGAAAAACCUUACAAAUGUAAAGAAUGUGGCAAAGUAUUUAAUGGAUAUUCACAACUGACUAUACAUCACAGAAUCCACACUGGAGAGAAACCUUAUGACUGUAAAAAAUGUGGCAAGGCCUUUAAACACCAAUCAAACCUUACUCAACAUCACAGAAUCCAUACUGGAGAGAAACCUUACGACUGUAAAGAAUGUGGUAAGGCUUUUAAUCAGCACUCAAACCUUAUUCGACAUCAAAGAAUUCAUACUGUAUAGAAACCUUAUAAUGUAAAGAAUGUGGCAAGGGCUUUACCCAGGACUCAAGCCUUACUCGACCAUCACAGAGUUCAUACUGGGGAAAAUACUUACCAGUGUAAAAAAUGUGGAAAGGCCUUUAAUCACUAUUCUACCUAUAGUCAUUAUCAGAAUUCAUACUGGAGCAAACCUUACAAAUUUUAAGACUGAGAAUUUGUAAGGACAGUUCAACUCUUACUCCACAUCAGAGAAUUAAUAUUGGAGAGUCAUGAUACACAUGUAAAGACUGUGGCAAGGUGUCUAAGCUGUGUAAACCCUGAUGCCUGGUCAGAUAAUGUGUCCUAGAGAUGAUUUUACAAUAUAAAAAAAUUGGCAAGCCCUUUAA
Molecule: messenger RNA, 2666 nt
Organism: Hyaena hyaena (striped hyena)
Lineage: Eukaryota; Metazoa; Chordata; Mammalia; Carnivora; Hyaenidae
Product: zinc finger protein 345-like
Exons: 5
Coding region: 335-2302 (655 amino acids)
Biological process (GO): regulation of transcription by RNA polymerase II
Molecular function (GO): DNA-binding transcription factor activity, RNA polymerase II-specific; RNA polymerase II cis-regulatory region sequence-specific DNA binding
Source: RefSeq, a predicted model, not a curated record